CACUCGUUCACCUGUUUGUGUCCGUAGAAUUUAUCAAAUUAGAAAACGCAAAUUUAAUAUAAAAAUAUAUUUUCUGAAAUUGCAAAUUAUUUAAAAUAUAAAAAUAUAAUUUUCAACAGAGAGAAUUUUUCAAAAUAGAAAACAAAUGAAGUUUGAAGUUUAAAAAUAAUAGGAUCGACCACUCACGACUAGCUAGCGCGGACGCGCGACUGCGCGUUCGGGACCACUCUGCUUUAGUAGUACCCUUAUACUCUGUGUGUUUUCAAACGCAUGGAUAUAAGUGUCAAAUUUGUUCCAAUAACUUUCGAGUGAUAGAUAGAUAGAUAGAUAGAGAGAGAGAGAGACAGACACAGACAGAUAGCUCGCUCUGGCCAGUCAUGGUAUUAGCUGUCAGUAGCCAAAGAAUCAACUCAAACCAGCAGUAACGUUCCUUGUCAGAUUUUUCUACUUUCACUUCUGACAGCUAAUACCAUGACAGUGCCUAGUUAUUUAGUUGUCCUGGUCAAGUGGCGUUGUCUGGUUUGUGUCGAACGCAAUGAUUUUUUAUUUAGAAUAUGACCUAUUUGAGGUGAAGAUGCGGCUUCAAUGUGACAUGGAAAUCAGUAACCGGGUUUUACCAUCCCAUAAUUUGAAGAGCUCAGGACGUUGCAGCCGAGGCUAUUUAAGUAUUGGACAAAAGCCAGGCAGUACAAAUAAGCAGAGGACUGUUUUUAUCAUGCUUUGUACUGCUAAAGAUAAAACUGGGAUCAAAUAUGUUGUGAAAGACAAUGUGGAGAAAGUGUUCUGUAAUUUCAUCAGUGAAGGUAAAACUACCAUUAGGUUUAAAGAGCCUCAAGUGGAUUUACAUAUUAGCAAGGCAGAUUCCAUUCAGUUGAAAAGCUUUCUCACAGUAUUAAAAGCCAGCUUAAAGGGAGAAUGUCCCCAACAAAAAGCAAACUUAUCUACUUUAUCUGCAAUUACACCAAAGCAAAUUGAAAACAGCAAGAAGAAACUUACCAUCUUGAAACGACAAGAUUACCCCAUCUUGAAGGGUUUUCCAUUUUCCCUUGUCAGCUUGAAAAUAAUUGGUUGUCACAUCAAGAAAUUAGACUCCAGGAUACCUUCGUUGAAAUACCUGCAACAUCUGGACUUAACCGAUAAUGUCUUGCAAGAGCUCCCCAAGACCUUCAGUCGCAUUCUUCUUACUGACUUGAUCCUGAAGGGAAAUCAGUUUUCCAACUUCCCCCAAAUUCUACUUGAACCACCCCUGUGUGAUAACUUAUCUGUCUUAGACCUCAGCAGUAACCAGCUUCAAAGACUUCCCUCUCAUAUUGACAAUCUGAGGAAAUUACAAACUCUCAAAGUGUCCCGCAAUCAACUGAAACAACUCCCCAUCAAUAUUGGUAACCUCUCUUCUCUGCAGAACUUAGACAUCUCUAACAACCAGUUGCCAUUAUUGCCUGCCAAUUUCAUCAAAUUAUGUCUUCAUGAACUUGACUUGUCACACAAUAGUUUUUCUACAACACCACAUCGUAUUCUUCGACAGUGUUUAGAACUUCCUUCAUUGCAGUCCAUUUGUGUCAAAUUCAUAAUAAAUAACAAGAUCCCUUACUGUGAAACUAUGUACAGAGAUUUACAUGAACUGAUACGAUCACAUAAACGCUGCUGGUGUGGUGAAGUUGUAGUGGCAAAAUUCAUUCACUGUAUUUAUCAUGCCAACAUCUCUUUUAUGGUAGCAUCGUUGCUCUCAACAUCAGAGAAAACUUUUCCUCUUGAAGCAUAUUUUUGUUCACAGAAGUGUUUUGACCGAUUUACACACAAGCAAUUUCAAAGUCCUCCGGUCACAUAAGUGUUUCAUUGAUAACAGUGGAUGUGUUUCUUCCAUUCAUUGUGAAAUUCUAACACAAGUGUCAAUAGUUGAUACGUAUUUAUUUCUGACCUAACAUUGUAUAUUAUGUUUUAGUCAGUAUUAAGGUUUAUUAUUUAACAUUGAGACUGUUUUGAUAUUAUUCCAAGAUAAAUUUGACAGUGUCUUGUGCAAGACCAACAUUAGUGAGCUCAAGUGUUUGUUUUGGAGGAUACUGAAUUGUUUCUUAGCUUGCGAAUAGUUAUAAAAAAAAAAUGGAUUUAUCUUGAAAUUGGAUGAUAUUGUUUAGGAUACAAAGUGAUGAAAGUGAACCAUUAUUUUAUGUUUACUGCUCUCUUCUGUCAAGACUAUAUUUUUUGAAAAUCUCCAGAUGUGUUGUAACACAAUAAGUCUACAGCUUGAGUCAUGAUUUUAUUAAGUUAUCUACCAUUGUGGAUAAUUACUAUCAUAUGUACACACUCAUAAAAAAAAGAAAAUAAAUGCAUCCAACUUAGAAUCUUUUAUGUUAAUUUCCUUUCAAAUGUUUGCAUUUAUUUUACAGCAAUGCCUUAGCCCUUUUGUGAAUAAACUUUGUAAACCU
Molecule: messenger RNA, 2426 nt
Organism: Octopus bimaculoides (California two-spot octopus)
Lineage: Eukaryota; Metazoa; Mollusca; Cephalopoda; Octopoda; Octopodidae
Product: leucine-rich repeat protein 1
Cellular component (GO): cytoplasm
Molecular function (GO): protein binding
Source: RefSeq, a predicted model, not a curated record